AUGGUGUAUUGCCGCUCUGAUGCUGCAUGCUUAUGUUUGUCUUGUGAUCGGAAUGUUCAUUCUGCUAAUGCCCUUUCCAGGCGCCAUUCACGCACCCUUUUGUGUGAAAGAUGCAAUUCACAACCUGCCUUUGUUAGGUGUGUUGAAGAGAAAAUUUCGCUGUGUCAGAGUUGUCUUUGGUUGGGUCAUGGAGCCUCUACAUCAUCUUCAACGCAUAAGAGACAAGCAAUCAGUUGCUACUCUGGCUGCCCUUCAGCGGCGGAACUAUCUUCAAUAUGGUCAUUUGUGUUGGAUAUCCCUGCCAUUAGUGAGUCUACAUGUGAGCAAGAACUAGGUUUAAUGAGUAUUAAUGAGAACAAUAACAAGAGUGUUGGGGUUCCUCCUAAGAACCGGAAUGUGUCUGGUUCAGAUCAAGUUACUGAUCUACCUGCUUUGGACAAGUCUUUGGUUGGUAUAUCUUUAAUGCCUGAGUCAAGCUCUGAAUCUCGUAUUCUGGACCAGCCAGCUGGGCCUGCCAAUGAAUGUCUGCCAAAGCUGUACUGUCCUGGUACAAAAUGCCCUGCAUUAUGUGAUGAUGAUAAUCUGUAUGAUGAUUUUGACAUGGAUGAAGUGGAUCUAAAUCUUGAGAACUAUGAAGAACUUUUUGGUGUGGCCCUCAGUCAUUCUGAAGAGCUAUUUGAAAAUGGUGGAAUUGAUAGCUUGUUUGGGACAAAGGACAUGUCUGCCGGAGAUUCCAAUUGUCAGGAUGCUAUUGCUGCUGAGGGAUCAUCGGUUGGACUGAUCAAUACAAUACAACCGGCUUGCAGCAAUGCAGCAUCAGCCGAUUCCAUUUUGAGUACUAAAACCGAACCGAUUCUUUGUUUUACUGGGAGGCAAACACAAUCAAACCUUUCUUUUUCUGGCAUUACCGGGGAGAGUAGUGCUGCAGACUAUCAAGACUGUGGGGCUUCUUCCAUGCUUCUCAUGGGGGAACCUCCUUGGUUUGCUCCUUGUCCUGAGAAUUCCCUACAAUCUGCCAACCGCAGCAAUGCUGUCUUGCGUUACAAGGAAAAGAAGAAGGCAAGAAAGUUCGACAAACAAGUACGGUAUGCCUCUCGCAAGGCAAGGGCAGAUGUCAGAAGGCGUGUGAAAGGGCGGUUUGUCAAAGCCGGUGACGUCUAUGAUUAUGACCCUUUGAGCGCGACCAGAAGCUGCUGA
Sphenostylis stenocarpa is the source of this 1197-nucleotide messenger RNA. Lineage: Eukaryota; Viridiplantae; Streptophyta; Magnoliopsida; Fabales; Fabaceae. The record is from the annotation of a GenBank genome assembly.